ACGUAUAUUAUAAAAGUCUCCUUCAGUACUACACUCUUCAACCUCUAACUCUUACAAGUAUAAACCAUAAAUGAAAACUCCUCCGCCGCAGUCGUCGGAGACGAAGGCCUACACACUAACCACCUCUUCAGUCUCCUACACCCAACCAAAGACCUCUCUCUCUCUCCUUCGCUUAGCCGCCACUGAGCCACCUUCCUUUAUCCUCCGCAACAUCACUCUCACCGCUCAUCCCUCCGAGAUCCUCGCCGUCGUUGGCCCUUCCGGCGCCGGAAAAUCAACUCUCCUAGACAUUCUUGCCUCUAAAACCUCCCCAACCUCCGGCUCAAUCCUCUUAAACUCGGUUCCCAUAAACCCUUCCUCUUACCGCAAAAUCUCCUCUUACGUUCCUCAGCACGACUCUUUUUUCCCUCUCCUCACCGUCUCCGAAACCUUCUCCUUCGCCGCACGUCUCUUGCUCCCAAACCCAUCAGAUGUCCCUCAAACCGUAACCUCUCUUCUCUCAGAACUUAACCUAACACACCUCUCCAACACAAGACUCGCUCAGGGCUUGUCCGGUGGAGAAAGAAGAAGGGUGUCUAUAGGUUUAACCCUACUUCACGACCCUUGCUUUCUACUCCUCGACGAACCCACUUCCGGUUUAGACAGUAAAUCUGCUUUUGAUGUCGUUAACAUCCUCAAAUCCAUAGCUGUGUCAAGACAACGGACCGUGGUCUUGUCCAUUCACCAACCUAGCUUCAAGAUUCUCUCUAUCAUUGAUCGACUCUUACUUCUUUCACAAGGAACUGUUGCGUACCAUGGAAGGCUCGACUCUCUAGAAGGUUUCUUGCUAUCCAAGGGAUUUACCGUCCCUCCUCAGCUUAACUCUCUCGAAUACGCCAUGGAAGUACUUCAGCAACUCCGUGAAUCCGAUGGAAACACCGAUGUUAUCGCUCUCCAUUCGAUCGAAAACCAAAAAGAGAGACAAGAACAAAGUAUAGUUCGAUAUAGAAAAUCAAGAAUCACGGAGAUAUGCCUUCUUUCGUUAAGAUUCUGGAAGAUCAUAUACAGGACAAGACAGCUGCUUCUGACCAAUGCAUUAGAAGCACUUGUAGUUGGUCUUGUCUUAGGAACUAUAUACAUCAACAUCGGAAUAGGCAAAGAAGGUAUCGAGAAGAGGUUCGGUCUUUUCGCCUUCACACUCACGUUUCUCCUCUCUUCAACAACCGAAACCCUCCCUAUAUUCAUCAACGAGCGUCCUAUUCUUAUCAGAGAGACUUCAAGUGGUGUUUAUAGACUCUCCUCGCACAUUCUUGCCAACACACUCGUUUUCAUGCCUUAUUUGUUUGUUAUCUCAAUCAUUUACUCUGCUUCUGUCUAUUUCCUCGUCGGUCUCUGCCCUACUUGGCAAGCUUUUGGGUACUUCGUUCUAGUGAUAUGGGUCAUUGUCCUAAUGGCUAACUCUUUUGUUCUCUUUUUGAGCUCUCUUGCUCCAAACUACAUUGCGGGAACCUCUCUUGUGACGGUUCUUUUAGCGGCCUUCUUCUUGUUCUCCGGUUACUUCAUUUCCAAGGAGAGUCUACCCAAGUAUUGGCUUUUCAUGUACUUCAUCUCGAUGUAUAAGUAUGCGUUGGAUGCGCUUCUUAUAAACGAGUACUCGUGUUUGGCUUCCAAGUGUUUGGUCUGGUACGAGGAAGCUCAAGGGAAGGUAUGCUUGGUUAAUGGUGGUGACGUGUUGGAGAAGAAAGGGCUUCAUGAGAAACAUAGAUGGUUUAAUGUUUAUGUUCUGUUAGGGUUCUUCGUGCUUUAUCGUGUGUUGUGUUUUCUUGCUCUCCUUAGAAGGGUUUCAGGUUCCAAGAGGUAACCAUUUUUCUUUUGCUUAAUGACUUUUUGUUGUUGUUGUUGUUUGUAAAUUUAUUAUCUAUCCAUACUGAUCAUCAACC
This is a messenger RNA of Brassica oleracea var. oleracea, 1919 nucleotides long. RefSeq names its product ABC transporter G family member 8. Gene Ontology annotation, molecular function: ATP hydrolysis activity; ABC-type transporter activity; ATP binding. Gene Ontology annotation, cellular component: membrane. Bases 71 to 1840 code for a protein of 589 amino acids. The record is from RefSeq and is a predicted model, not a curated record. Lineage: Eukaryota; Viridiplantae; Streptophyta; Magnoliopsida; Brassicales; Brassicaceae. The transcript has a single exon.